CCACGUCAGUGUGUUUACCAAGAGCAGAUUGACAGCUGCUGAAUGUGAUCCAUUUAUUCCCAGUUUGGAGCGGUUUUGUGCCAGUGGAUGAAUCGGCAGCGUUCGGAGUCAGCGGGUUUUCACGCAGUGGAAUGUCUGAAACUUGCGGUUCCCUCAUUUGUUGUAGCAAAUUGAACUUUUGUCUUCUUCAUUCACUGUUGGCCCGGCUAGCUUGCUAGCUUGUCGAGCUAGCUUAGCAUUAGCUGCAGCAGGACUCCAUCUUGGAAAUAGCAGCCACACACAGAUAGCAGGAUGGUGGACAAGAAUAUUUACAUCAUCCAAGGUGAGAUUGGUACUGUUGUUGGAGCAAUCAAGAGAAACUCCAGAUGGAAUACCCACACUCCCCUGGAUGAAGAACAGGACCCUUUACUCAACAGCUUCAGCCACCUCAAGGAGAUACUCAACGGCAUAAAAGAGCUGUCCGAUGUGGAGCCCAACAUUUUUUUGAGGCCCUUCCUGGAAGUUGUACGUUCCGAGGAUACCACUGGACCAAUUACAGGCCUUGCCCUCACCUCAGUCAACAAAUUCCUUUCUUAUGGCCUUAUAGAUGCUAACCAUGAGGCAGCGGCCGAGGCCAUUGAGAACAUGGCAGAUGCCGUCACACAUGCCAGAUUUGUGGGAACAGACCCUGCCAGUGAUGAAGUGGUGCUUAUGAAAAUCCUGCAGGUGUUGAGGACCCUGCUGCUGACACCAGUUGGAGCCCACCUGACCAAUGAGUCUGUUUGUGAGAUUAUGCAGUCUUGCUUCCGAAUCUGCUUCGAGAUGCGCCUUAGUGAGCUUCUGCGGAAAUCAGCUGAACAUACACUGGUCGACAUGGUGCAGCUACUGUUCUCCAGACUGCCCCAGUUUAAAGAGGAGGCCAAGAGUUUUGUGGGGGCCAACAUGAAGAAGGCUUACAAUAUCUUGUGGAAAAACAAGCGAGUGCAGUUGAAGAUGCGUGCCGGUGGGAUGAGUGAGUCAUCCAAAUGGAAGAAGCAGAAACGCUCCCCGAGGCCACCUCGUCACAUAGUGAGAAGUCCUUCUGGUCAGAUGGAACCAUCCCAGUCCACCACCCUGAGCAACAACAACUUAUCUGGUGGCGUCCCGUUCAUUGAGCACGGCUCCUCCAGCUCAAGCUUGGCAGCUUCAGACAGCACAGGCUCAUCCAUCUCCAGCCCUGCUACCACAGACAGUGGCCUGGACACCUGCUCCAAGGCCACCUCAAGAGAGGAUCUGACUGACCUGGAGCAGAGCAGCUCCACAGCCACCACCCCCAGCACAGCUGCCACAACCCCAGGCGCUGAACCUGGCAGGCUGGAUGCUCAGUCUGAGGGAAGGCAAGUUGAACCAGUUCAGUCGGCCUCGGUGGAGUCCAUUCCUGAGGUUUUGGAGGACAGAGACGCCAUUACAGAGCAGUCAGACAGUGCCUCUGUCCAUGACAUGGACUAUGUCAACCCGAGAGGAGUUCGUUUCACUCAGUCCACACAGAGAGAUGGAGCGUCCCUCAUCCCCUAUGGCCUACCAUGUCUACGAGAACUUUUCCGCUUUCUUAUCUCACUGACCAACCCUCAUGACCGUCACAACACUGAUGCCAUGAUGCACAUGGGCUUGCAGCUGCUGACUGUUGCACUGGAGUCAGCACACAUUGCCAACUAUCAGUCACUGCUGGGACUAGUCAAAGAUGAGCUCUGCAGACAUCUCUUCCAGUUGCUGAGUGUGGAUCGUAUGAACUUAUAUGCUGCCUCCAUACGAGUUUGCUUUUUGCUUUUUGAGAGCAUGAGAGUACAUCUCAAAUUUCAGCUUGAGAUGUACCUGAAGAAGCUGAUGGACAUCAUCACAUCAGAGAACAUUAAGAUGCCCUAUGAGAUGAAGGAGAUGGCCCUGGAGGCGCUGGUACAGCUAUGGAGGAUCCCCAGUUUUGUCACCGAGCUGUACAUCAACUACGACUGUGACUUCUACUGCUCCAACCUGUUUGAGGACCUCACCAAGCUGCUGUCUAAGAAUGCGUUCCCAGUAUCAGGGCAGCUCUACACCACCCAUCUCCUCUCAUUAGAGGCUCUGUUGACUGUGAUUGACAGCACUGAGGCCCAUUGCCAGGCUAAGGUGCUCAACAGCACUGCACAAAAGGACCAAUCAGACACCAUGAUUGCAGAAGGGGAGGGCUCGACUAAUAACAGUGCAGACACAACAACAGAUCUCAGUAGACUGGGGAAUAGUACCAAUGGGCAGAAUUUUCCAGAACGUGAAAGUGCACCAGUAUGCCCCCCAACCAGCGGGCAUCUGAUGGCGGAGAAAAUGAGAUUGGGCAGACAGGAUCAGGAAGAGACUGACACUGAGAAGAAAGCGCCAAAAAAGCCUCAACGAUUCUCAUCAUAUUUACCAGAUUCCCAAGAGUUGAUGGAAAUCAAAACUAAGAAGAAGUUGCUGAUCACAGGCACAGAGCAGUUUAACCAGAAGCCCAAGAAGGGAAUCCAGUUUUUGCAGGAGAAAGGCCUCCUCAGUAAUCCUAUGGACAACAAUCAGGUGGCCCAAUGGCUUCGAGAAAACCCCCGUCUGGACAAGAAGAUGAUUGGAGAGUUCAUCAGCGACCGCAAGAACAUGGAGCUCCUGGACAGCUUUGUGAACACAUUUACCUUCCAGGGACUUCGUAUUGAUGAGGCCCUGCGUCUCUACCUGGAGGCCUUCAGGCUGCCUGGAGAAGCUCCAGUCAUCCAGAGACUCUUGGAAACUUUCACAGACAACUGGCAUAAAGUGAACGGCUCUCCUUUCAUGACCAACGACGCGGGCUUCGCCUUGGCUUACGCUGUUAUCAUGCUAAACACUGAUCAGCACAACCACAACGUCCGCAAGCAGAACAUCCCCAUGACUGUGGAGCAAUUCAAGAAGAAUCUGAAGGGAGUAAAUGGAAAUAAGGACUUUGACCAGGACAUGUUGGAGGAUAUCUACAAUGCUAUCAAGAAUGAGGAGAUUGUGAUGCCGGAUGAGCAGACGGGUUUGGUGAAGGAGAACUAUGUGUGGAGUGUGCUGCUUCACCGAGGCGCCACGCCUGAGGGUGUUUUCCUCCAUGUGCCACCUGGCAGCUAUGACCAUGACCUGUUUACCAUGACCUGGGGUCCCACCAUAGCUGCCCUCUCUUAUGUUUUUGACAAGAGCCUGGAUGACACCAUCAUCCAGAAGGCCAUCACCGGCUUCAGGAAGUGUGCCAUGAUAUCGGCUCACUAUGGCUUCAGCGAUGUCUUUGACAAUCUGAUCAUCUCCCUAUGCAAGUUCACUACUCUGAGCAGUGAGUCUGUGGAAAACCUACCUACAGUGUUUGGCAGUAACGGUAAAGCCCAGGUUGCAGCAAAGACGGUGUUUCACCUUGCCCAUCGACACGGUGACAUUCUAAGGGAGGGUUGGAAGAAUAUCAUGGACUCCAUGUUGCAGCUCUUCAGGGCCGAACUUCUGCCCAAAGCCAUGGUUGAGGUGGAGGAUUUUGUGGAGCCAAGUGGGAAGAUUUCCCUUCAAAGAGAGGAAACGCCUUCAAAUCGUGGUGAGUCAGCAGUGUUGAGUUUUGUCAACUGGCUGACUUUGAGUGGAGCCGAGCAGUCAGGACUGAGAGGACCUUCCACAGAGAACCAGGAGGCCAAGCAGGCUGCCAUCCUCUGCAUUAAGCAAUGUGACCCAGAGAAGUUGAUCACAGAGAGUAAAUUCCUACAGCUGGAGUCUCUACAGGAGCUAAUGAAGGCUCUGAUAUCAGUCACCCCAGAUGAGGAGACAUAUGAUGAAGAGGAUGCUGCCUUCUGCCUGGAGAUGCUCCUCCGCAUUGUUCUUGAGAACAGAGAUCGUGUGUCAUGUGUGUGGCAGACAGUCCGUGACCACCUUUGCCAUCUCUGCGUCCACGCCAAUGAGAGCUGCUUCCUGGUGGAAAGGGCCGUGGUGGGACUCCUUCGGCUGGCCAUCCGCCUGUUAAGACGAGAAGACAUCAGCUCCCAGGUGCUCCUUUCCCUGCGUCUCCUCCUGAUGAUGAAGCCACAUGUCCUUUCUUGGGUGAGCCGAGAAGUUGCCUACGGCCUCCAUGAGCUACUGAAGACCAACGCAGCCAACAUCCACUGUACAGAUGACUGGUACACCCUCUUCUCCCUGUUGGAGUGCAUUGGAGCCGGGGUGAAGCCUCCGGCCUCCUUCCAGCUCACCACCACCAGCAGCAGCAACGACACAGGUGCCCAGUCAGAUAGUGAGCUGUCAUGUGAUCAUGCCACCGAAGUGAGUUUAGACCGGGGCUACACAUCUGACUCGGAGGUCUAUACUGCACAUGGCAAAUCCAGGAUGCCUCGAUCCACAACCGACGUGGAUGUAGCAAGCAGCGGAUGGCUGGUGGUUGGUAAAGAUGACCUGGAGACCAGCAAGACACCACCAGCAAGCUCUAAGGCUCCCUUGAACCACCCACUGGUGAACCAAUACAGUCUCACACUGGGCCAGGACUUGGGCCAACAUGACACCAAGUCUCUCAUCAAGUGUGUGGAGACGCUGUCUUUUAUUGUCCGUGACGCAGCCCACGUCACCCCCGACAACUUUGAGCUGUGUGUCAAAGCCAUCCGAGUCUUUGUUGAGGCCAGUCUCAAUGGAGGCUACCGGAACCAUGACAAGAAGAAGAGCCACAAGUAUGAUUCCUCCAAGUCGAGGGUGAGGAAGAAGGCUGGCGGGCGGGAGAAGGAGGGUGGAGGUGGAACGAGACGAGGCAGCGGCCGGGCGUCCAGCCAGCGUCCCUCACGCUCCCACAGUGACGACGAGGAAGACGAGGGUGUCCCGGCCAGCUACCACACGGUGUCAUUACAGGUUAGUCAGGACCUGUUAGACCUGAUGCAUACACUGCACACCCGGGCUGCCAGCAUCUACAGCUCCUGGGCAGAGGAGCAGCGCCACCUUGAGGCUGCAGGCAGGAAGAUUGAGGCCGACUCCCAGACCUUAUGGACCAGCUGCUGGUGCCCACUGCUGCAAGGCAUUGCUUGGUUAUGCUGCGAUGCCAGACGACAGGUCCGUAUGCAAGCCCUUACGUACUUGCAGAGGGCGCUGCUGGUCCACGAUCUACAAACACUAGAUGCCACUGAGUGGGAGUCCUGCUUCAAUAAGGUGCUUUUCCCCCUGCUGACUAAGCUACUUGACAACAUCAGCCCAGCAGAUGUGGGUGGCAUGGAGGAGACCAGGAUGAGAGCUUGCACCCUGUUGUCAAAGGUGUUCUUGCAGCAUCUUUCCCCUCUGUUGUCCCUGCCCACCUUUGCUGCCCUGUGGCUCACUAUUCUGGAUUUCAUGGACAAGUACAUGCAUGCUGGCUCCAGUGACCUACUGUUGGAGGCUAUCCCCGAGUCUCUGAAGAACAUGCUUCUGGUGAUGGACACGGCAGGGAUUUUCCACAGUGCUGACUCCAGGACAGGAUACUCUGACCUGUGGGAAAUAACCUGGGAACGAAUUGUCUGCUUCCUGCCUAACCUGAGGGAGGAGCUCUUCAAACAGACUGUCAUACCAGACCCAGUGCCCAAUGCCCCAGCAGAGCCUGUCCAACCGGCGCCCCCUGCAGGCCGGCCUCCUUCCCCUCAGGUCUCCCCAUCACCUGCCCAGACCCCCUCCCCAGUCCCAGUCCCGGUCCCAGUCGUUGCACCAACAGAGCCAAAGACUCCCAGUAGGCCAGCAUCGCCCCAGGAGCCCCCACUAUCCAGUGCCAAUGGAACAGAUCGAUCAUCUCCUGUCCCCCCAUCAACCCCCCCCCUGCCGGUCCCAGUAAAGACGUCGCCAACCCAGGCUCCCUCCCCAAUGAGUCAGUCUCCCCUCAUCCUACAGCCCCUCGCCUCCCCCCUCCAGGUGGGUGUCCCUCCCAUGUCCCUGCCAAUCAUUCUGAACCCCGCCCUCAUCGAGGCCACGUCCCCAGUACCACUGCUUCCCGGUCCGCGACCUACGAGCCCUUCCGACGAGGUCAAAUGA
Messenger RNA from Myripristis murdjan (pinecone soldierfish), 5976 nucleotides. It is a transcript of the gene gbf1, whose product is annotated as golgi brefeldin A resistant guanine nucleotide exchange factor 1. Lineage: Eukaryota; Metazoa; Chordata; Actinopteri; Holocentriformes; Holocentridae. Gene Ontology annotation, biological process: regulation of ARF protein signal transduction. The transcript has 41 exons. Gene Ontology annotation, molecular function: guanyl-nucleotide exchange factor activity. Bases 292 to 5976 code for a protein of 1894 amino acids. The record is from RefSeq and is a predicted model, not a curated record.